Molecule: messenger RNA, 864 nt
Organism: Aspergillus puulaauensis
Lineage: Eukaryota; Fungi; Ascomycota; Eurotiomycetes; Eurotiales; Aspergillaceae
Gene: horA
Product: ubiquinone biosynthesis protein COQ11
Exons: 4
Coding region: 1-864 (287 amino acids)
Cellular component (GO): mitochondrion
Molecular function (GO): protein-containing complex binding
Source: RefSeq, a predicted model, not a curated record
AUGGCCUCCAAGAGACUUGUUGUCGCUGGUGGUAAUGGAUUCUUAGGGUCAAGGAUUUGUAAAUCUGCCGUCGCAAGAGGCUGGACUGUCACUUCACUCAGUCGAUCCGGAGAACCACGGUGGGAUGCGGUCACGAGCUCCCCUCAGCGUCCGGGUUGGGCGAAGUCGGUGGAAUGGGCCAAAGCGGACAUCUUGAAGCCCGAUACGUAUAAACCCUUCCUAAAAGACGCGUCAGCGGUGGUUCAUAGCAUGGGCAUCCUUCUUGAAGCCGAUUACAAGGGAGUAGUUCAAGGGCGGGAACCGAUCAUAUCCGGCUUACAGAGGGCCUUCAGCUCGUCGAAGAGAGGAAGUCAAAAUCCUUUUCAAAGGAAAGAGGGUGAGGCGCUCAAGGCACAGGAGGGGGAUGGUCAAUUUACAUAUGAACUUAUGAAUAGGGAUUCUGCUAUCGCUUUAGCGCAAGAGUCCUUAAACGAGCAUGCGUCGACCUUCGUGUACAUUUCGGCCUCCUCGGGCGCCCCGAUACUUCCAAGCAGGUACAUCACAACCAAACGAGAAGCGGAAACAACAAUAUCCUCCCAGCUUCCGGAAUUGCGAAGUGUCUUCAUGCGACCUCCGUUCAUGUAUGACUCAAGCAGGAAGUUCACCUUGCCCAUAGCCCUUGGCGGCUUUGUUGGAUCGCAAUUCAAUGAGCUUUUGGGUAACAGAUUGAAUUUCUUUGGAUCGAUGGUGGACAAGCCGUGUCAAGUGGACACUGUAGGCGAGGCUGUGGUUGAAGCACUGGAUGAUCCGUCGAUAAACGGACCAGUCGGACCGAGAAAGAUCGAAGCCUUGGCCACUAAGGCGUGGAGAAAAAGCAUGCUAUAA